Messenger RNA from Erigeron canadensis, 877 nucleotides. Its product is annotated as nascent polypeptide-associated complex subunit alpha-like protein 1. The transcript has 4 exons. Bases 87 to 689 code for a protein of 200 amino acids. The record is from RefSeq and is a predicted model, not a curated record. Gene Ontology annotation, biological process: protein targeting to membrane. Gene Ontology annotation, cellular component: nascent polypeptide-associated complex; cytoplasm. NCBI's taxonomy places the organism in Eukaryota, Viridiplantae, Streptophyta, Magnoliopsida, Asterales, Asteraceae.
CUUUCACUCUCACCGUUUUUUCUUUCUUCUUUCUACUUUUUUUUUACAAAUAUAUAUAUAUAAUAUAUAGAUACAUAAAAGAAAACAUGACUGCUCAAACACAAGAAGAACUCCUCGCCGCUCAUCUCGAACAGCAAAGGAUCGAUAAUGAUGAACCACUGGUUGAAGAUGACGAUGAUGAAGAUGACGACGAUGAAGAUGAUGAUGCCAAUGAUGAUGACAUUAUAGGACUUGGAGAUGCAGGUGGGAGGUCCAAACAAAGUAGAAGUGAAAAGAAGAGUCGAAAGGCUAUGUUGAAGCUCGGGAUGAAACAAAUUCCUGGUGUUAGUCGUGUUACUGUCAAGAAGAGCAAGAAUAUUCUAUUUGUAAUUUCAAAACCUGAUGUGUUCAAAAGUCCCGCCUCGGACACCUAUGUUAUAUUUGGGGAGGCUAAGAUUGAAGAUUUAAGCUCGCAACUCCAAAGUCAGGCAGCAGAGCAGUUUAAAGCACCUAAUCUAAGUAAUGUAAUAUCAGAGGCUGAGCCUGCAACCAUGGCUCAAGAUGAUGAAGAUGUUGAUGACACUGGGGUGGAGCCCAAGGACAUUGAGUUGGUUAUGACACAAGCUGGGGUGUCCAGGCCAAAGGCAGUCAAGGCUCUCAAGGCUGCAGAUGGGGAUAUUGUAUCUGCAAUUAUGGAACUCACAAACUAGGACUCGCACCAUGAGUAAAUUUUCGUUCUUGUUUCUGUUUACGAAGUCUAAGAUGUUUUUACUCUAUGUUUUGAGACUUUGAGCGCAUGUUCUAUCGUGGUCUGUUGUGUAUUGACGAUGCAUUUCUUAUGAUUGCUCUAGUAAACUUCGAUAAGAAAUGACAAAAGAAAUUCGUAUGGUUUGCUGAA